Durusdinium trenchii is the source of this 1125-nucleotide messenger RNA. The record is from the annotation of a GenBank genome assembly. Lineage: Eukaryota; Dinophyceae; Suessiales; Symbiodiniaceae.
AUGAGAAAGGCGAUUGAGGAAGGCGAUCUCAAGGCAGAUCCUGAAGCGCUGCAGGUGUUCAGCCCCAUGGUUGGUGUGCCAACACUGUAUGAAUCUGACAUGGAUGUGAUCACUCAAGCGGUGAAGCAAAAUGUGAAGGGUUCUUACAUUCAACCACUCAGUUGCUUGCAAUGGGCACAUCUUGCAUUGAUGGAGAAAUUCCGUGACGCAGUCGGUCAAGACUAUGCUGAGAUCUUCAGUUGGGAUGAUCCAAAUGUCAGACGUCAGACAGGAAGAAGCCUUUGUCAGAAGUUGGAUGAGAUCCUGGCAGGGUUUCACAAGCAAGUUGAUGCUGAAGGUGUGUGCGCUGAUGCUCCUGCAAAGAAAAAACAAAGGAAGGGAAGACGCAAGGUUUCAAGUGGCAGUGCUCAGGCUCCGGUUGACGUUGGCCCUGAGGAAGCUGAGAUCAAGAUUGGCACACAGAAGCAACAGGCCGUCAAAAAUAUUUUGUGGUGGUCAACGCCUGAGUCCUACCGCAUGAUGAGCCGUCACCUUUCCAAUUUUGUCCGCGGAGGGGAGAAGCGAUCAGCAGUGACGCCAGAAGUAUUGGCCUGGAAACAUCUGUGGCCAAUGUCAUCUCCCCCUGAGGGGCAGUCCCCAUCAGAGGCCGAGGAGAUUGCCCGUCGCACAGCUGCAGGGGUGACCAGGCGCCUUCUUCCAGAUCGUGUGACGUCAGUGCCGCUCCAAUUUGGACUUGAGCUCAGCCCUGCAGAUCAUGACGCGCUUGUUGCCAAAGCAAUUUCUAUCUUUGAGGGUGAUGCUGAGAGGAACCCAGGCAGCAUCCCGAAGACGUCCUUGGACAACCUCUGGAACUAUCGCUUUGUGAUCCAGCACUGGAACAAGACUGUGAAGGAGUGCGCGCUUGCUGACUUGGACGACGCAACCUAUCAGAUGGUGUCAGAUGCUAUGUUGUUCGGGGAUGCCCUAGAUGGCCAGUUCUGCAGCGCCCUCAAAUCCUUCCCUUUGGAGUUUGGCCUCACGAUGUUGCCAGAUGUAAAGUCGCUGUCGAUGUCAGAUGUUGUUGAAACUGAAGAGACAGCAAUCGAGCAGGCAGAAAAACAGGAAUGGCAAACUGGAUGGGUUUAG